This is a messenger RNA of Fukomys damarensis (Damara mole-rat), 1987 nucleotides long. RefSeq names its product HORMA domain containing 2 (gene Hormad2). Lineage: Eukaryota; Metazoa; Chordata; Mammalia; Rodentia; Bathyergidae. The transcript has 11 exons. The record is from RefSeq and is a predicted model, not a curated record. The coding region runs from base 239 to 1162 and encodes 307 amino acids.
CAACCGUCGCGGUGAUUUGCAUAUUCAUGAGUCUGAGCGCGGCCAGCCGGCCGGGCGAGCCUCGGAGACGUAAUGAAUUAUUCAUAAGCAGCGUCCGCCCCGCCCAGGGAGGCCUCGUGGAUUAUUCAUGAACCCGAAGGGGCGGGCUGGGCCGGAAAAGUCCGUUGAGUCCUGGGGAGAGCAAGGCGCUAACCAGACGAGAUUAUAUUUGUUGAAAGAAUCCUGAACCAUUUCUACAAUGUCCACUUUUCAACUGUCUCGCUCCGUCAGAAAACAAAAGGAGCCUAAGGGGACAGUUUUCCCAUCCCAAAUCACUAAUGAACGUGAAUCAUUGCUAAUGGUGAAGAAACUUUUUGCUACUUCUGUAUCAUGUAUAAUGUAUCUAAGGGGCUUGUUUCCAGAGAGCUGUUAUGGAGAACGUCGAUUGGAUGACCUCAGUUUAAAAAUACUCCGAGGAAACAAAAAAUGUCCUGGGUCACUGCAUAUUAUCAAAUGGAUUCAAGGUUGCUUUCAGGCUUUGGAAAAGAAAUACCUACACAUGGCAGUGCUUUUACUUUACACAAAUCCCAAGGAACCUGAGAAUGUUACUGAGAUAUACCAGUUCAAAUUCAAAUACACAACAGAAGGAGCCACUAUGGAUUUUGACAGUACUAGUACAAGCUUUGAAAGUGGAACAUAUAGUGACGAUAUUAAGAAAGCCAGUAUUUUACUGAUUCGUAAAUUGUACAUACUGACGCAGAACCUUGGACCUCUUCCUAAUGAAGUUAUACUUACUAUGAAACUCCAUUACUAUAAGGAAGUGACCCCACAUGACUACCAACCCCCUGGUUUUAAAGAAGAAGAAAAGAACUCACGCUUCCUGAGGUUUGAAGGGGAGCCUGUCAACAUGCAAGUGGGAUUGGUCUCCACUGGCUUUCAUAGAAUGAAAGUGAAAGUCACAACUGAGCCCUCCAGAGUGUCUGAUUUGGAGAAUAACCUCUUUUUGGAGAACAGCUCUACUGAGAUUGCUCAUCAGGGCCUAGACUGUGAUGAGAAAAAGGAGGAAUGCAACAAUCAAAUGAGAAGAAUGAAUUUUGUGUGCAGUCAGCAAAGUUCUGAAAGUUCCAGGAAGAAGACGAAGAUCAGCGAACCAGUGAAAAGGUUCAUCUCUAAAAGAAAAUGAAAGUUAGAUGCUUGUCUAUUUUAAAGUAAUUGUAUUUUGCAAAAAACAUAUAUAAAGUGUCUAAGCAGGAAAGUAAGAUCUUAUAACCAAAACUUUUUUCUAAUUUGUUUCUAAGUUUUUUACUCAAUCUACUGAAUAUUAAUCUAUUGAGUAGGGCUUAGGGUUACUUUGCCACAAGGAAUAAAAGUGACCAGGGCUGUUUUGGGAUAGCAUUACUUCAAGGCUGAGUUAGAGAUGAGACAUGCUUUAUGUUUAUAAAAGAACCACAGCACCUAUAAGCUGUUGUUCUCAAGGUAUUUAGACUACUAUAAAACUUGUUGUAACUUGUGCCCUGGAAUCUAUAGCUUUAUUAAAGUUCCUACGGAGUUGCUUAGGAAAUGUGUAAAGGUGCUUAGGUGGGUAUGAUUUAUGUGUUAACUUCAGUCACAAGGUAGAUUAGUUAAGUGUGGGACCAACAUGUGCUCUACAGUGUAUCAGCUAUCGUAGGGCCAACACAUCCUCUCCUUAUAGAAUUCCUCAACCUGAGCCCCAAGCCCUGUCCUGCUGGACAGCCUUAAAGAGGGGACAUGGUUUAAUUCAGGAGCCUGGUUCCCUUUUAAGUCCUAUAUUGACCAUUUCCCAAUAAAGACUUCAAGCUGGAGGUUUAGCUCAGUGGUUUUGCCACCUACCUCGUAAGCACAAGGUCCUGAGUUCAAUCCCAGUACCCCCAACCCCCCCCAAAAAAAACCCAAUAAACAUUUCAAUGUAACAGUUUGUAACCUGUAGGUGGUGUUAUUCAUCUCCGCAUCCUGGAAUUAUUUUUGAUAGACUUUAUGAUUGGUAUGA